Molecule: messenger RNA, 2725 nt
Organism: Balaenoptera musculus (blue whale)
Lineage: Eukaryota; Metazoa; Chordata; Mammalia; Artiodactyla; Balaenopteridae
Gene: AK7
Product: adenylate kinase 7
Exons: 18
Coding region: 65-2233 (722 amino acids)
Biological process (GO): nucleobase-containing compound metabolic process
Cellular component (GO): cytoplasm
Molecular function (GO): ATP binding; AMP kinase activity
Source: RefSeq, a predicted model, not a curated record
GCGGGCCCAUCUCCUUGGCAACCAAAGGGACGCUUUCUCCUUAGCAACCAGCGAGGCUCCCACCAUGGCUGAAGAAGAGGAAGUUGCUGCCCGGACUGAGAAAGUUAUCCGGAUCCAGAGGGUGUUUAUAAACCUGCUGGACUCAUACAGCAGCAGAAACAUCGGGAAGUUUCUUUCUAACUCUGUCGUCGGGGCUUCACUUGAAGAAAUUACCGAAGAGGAGGAAGAGCACGGUGAAGAUAAAUCAGCGGUGCCAGAAGCCUCCUCAGCCAACCUGAAGGAAGGCACGUUCCAGAUAGUGGGCACACUUUCCACGCUCGAAACCCCCUGCCCCAGCUUUGCCGUGGAGACCUACUAUGCUAUCUCUCGAGAAGACCUUCUCAUGCACCUGCUGGAGUGUGAUGUUAUCAUUUAUAACAUCACUGAGAACCCCCAGCAAGUGGAGGAAGCCAUCUGGGCAGUCUCUGCCCUGAAUGAAGAAAUCAGCCAUUUCGAAAAGCGGAAGGUGUUUAUUUUAGUGUCCACGGUGAUGACCUGGGCGCGGUCCAAACCCCUGGACCCAGAUGAUUCUGAGAUUCCAUUUACUGAAGAGGAUUAUCGAAGAAGAAAGCACCAUCCUAAUUUUCUGGACCACAUAAAUGCUGAAAAAACGGUUCUCAAGUUUGGGAAAAAGGUCAGAAAAUUUGCCACUUACGUAGUUGCUGCUGGACUUCAGUAUGGAAUGGAAGGAGGCAUCUUACAUGCUUUUUUUAAGCUAGCUUGGUCGGGUGAGGUGCCUGCAUUACCAGUUUUUGGAGAUGGAACAAAUGUAAUUCCAGCAAUUCAUGUUCUUGAUCUAGCAGGAGUGAUACAGAACGUCAUAGACCACGUGCCAAAGUUCCGUUACCUGGUGGCUGUGGACGAGGCAGUUCAUACGCUGGAAGACUUUGUCAAGUGCAUCAGUAAAAGUACUGGCCCUGGGAAAAUCCAUAAAGUACCCAAAGAAAAUGCUUUCCUAACCAAGGACUUAACACAAGAGGAUAUUGACCAUUUACUGGUCAAUUUGAGAAUGGAAACACUCUUUGUGAAGGAAAAUUUUAACAUUCGAUGGUUCGCCCAAGCAGGAUUUGUGGAAAAUAUCAACAGUAUCCUCAAAGAGUACAAGCAAAGCAGAAGAUUAUUGCCCAUCAAAAUUUGCAUUCUUGGUCCUCCUGCUGUGGGAAAAUCCAGCAUCGCUGAAGUGUUGUCCAAAUACUACAAACUGCAUCACAUUAAAUUGAAGGAUGUCAUUUCCGAAGCCAUAGCAAAACUGGAGGCGAUCAUUACACCUAAGGAUGUAGGGGAAGGAGGAGAAGAAGAAGGUGAAGAGGAGGAAGAAGAGGAGAACGUAGAGGAUGCUCAGGAGCUCUUGGAUGGCAUCAAGGAAAGCGCGGAGCAGGAUGCAGGUCGACUAGAAGAUGAAUAUAUAAUUAGAUUUAUAAAAGAAAAGCUAAAAUCCAUGCCUUGCAAGAAUCAAGGUUACAUUUUGGAUGGAUUCCCAAAGACCUAUGAUCAAGCCAAAGACCUGUUCAACCAAGAAGAGGAAGAGGAAGAAGCCAGAGGCAAAAUGUUUCCCUUUGAUAAAUUAAUCAUACCUGAAUUCGUUUGUUCGCUGGAUGCCUCAGAUGAGUUCCUCAAGGAGCGGGUGAUGAAUCUCCCCGAGAGCAUCGUGGCGGGGACCCACUACAGCCAGGGCCAGUUCCUCCGGGCUCUGAGCAACUACCGGGACGUCAACACUGAAGAUGAGACUGUCCUCAACUACUUUGACGAACUUGAAAUCCAUCCGAUACACAUUGAUGUAGGAAGACUCGAAGACGCUCAGAACAGACUUGCUAUCAGACAGCUCAUCAGAGAGAUUGGGGAGCCUCGCAAUUAUGGUUUAACGGAUGAAGAAAAGGCAGAAGAGGAGCGGAGGGCUGCCGAGGAACAGCUGGCCAAGGAGGCCAUGGAGGAGGCAGAGCGACAGCACAAGGAGGCUGCGGAGACCGCAGAGAAGAUCGCUCGCUGGGAGGCGUGGAGUAAACGACUAGAGGAAGUUAAAAGAGAAGAAAAAGAAUUACUGGAGGCCCAGUCUCUUCCCUUGAGAAACUAUUUAAUGACCCACGUUAUGCCAACCCUUAUGCAAGGUCUGAAUGAGUGUUGUAAGAUCAGACCCGAUGAUCCUGUUGAUUUUCUGGCAGAGUAUCUUUUCAAGAACAAUCCUGAAAUGCAGUGAAAUUUUAAAGAUCUCAUGUCAUAUACUUUUACAGAGCUGGAGAUGACUUUAACAUUGUAAUUUGAAAACUUGCUUUAAAAAAUGCUUUUCUACUUUUGGGGAAAUUCUUUUUUUCUCCCUGCAAACAAAUAUUUAAUUAAGUAGAUUUAUUAUAAAAAGCUCUAUGGCAACGAGUCACUACUUCAUUAAAACCAUAUUUUGAGAGGUAAAUUGUUAAAGUAUCUGUGCAUAGCUCAUGGGAUAAAUAUUGAUUUAAUAUUUCAUUCUUAGUCUGAGUAUUCUGUACACUAAUGUUUAUAGUAAUUUAACUUAUAGCAUGAAGAAAAUCAGACUAUAUAUUAUUCUAACAUGUAAGCUAAUGAAUUUAUGUGAUUUGUUAUGUCCCCAGUACCAUUGGUGUUAGAAAUGGAAAUAAAUUAGAACAGUUUAUGCUUUUUGAGUCACAGUAAGUCAGACAUGUUUGGUUUCUGCAAGGUUGCUUUUUGAGUUCAA